ACUUAUUCAUCGCUUUUGACAACCACUUCUCCAACCCCAUUCAUUGGACCUUGUUUGCCUACUUUGUGCUACACAGUCCGCAAAAAUGAACGGUGAUUCAUAUUCCAGCCGCGAUCGUCCCAGUGGCAGACACGCGUCUUCGCGCGACCAUUAUUCAUCCAGAGACGACCGUCGCGACCGUGACCGUGGUGGUGACAGAGAGCGUGAGAGAGAAAGACCUCGCAGACGUUCGCGCUCGCCCGCACAUCGCCCGCGCAGAGAAGAGUUCCAGGGAGACACAUAUUCGUCGAGCCGCGACUACAGAGAGCGUGAAAGAGAAGACAGAUACGCUGGUAGAGACAGACGUGGAGGAGGCCGCGACUGGGACAGAGGAGACCGCGGUGCUGAGCGACGAGACCGCCGUGAGGACCCGCGUGGUGCUAGAGAGCGCGGCGACCGCGGUGGUGACCUGUUCGAAGACCGAAGAGGUGGUGGCAGAGGCGGCCGUGAUCGCGAUGCUGGCCGUGCCCCUCAGCAGUCCAUCGACCAGAAGCGCAGCCCUAGCCCUCCGAGAAAGCCCAAGGAGCCCACUCCUGACUUGACCGAUAUCGUACCCAUCCUCGAGCGCAAGCGCCGCCUCACCCAAUGGGACAUCAAGCCUCCUGGCUACGAGAACGUCACAGCUGAGCAGGCCAAGCUCUCGGGCAUGUUCCCUCUUCCUGGUGCUCCUCGCCAACAACCUAUGGAUCCCACGAGACUCCAGGCCUUCAUGAAUCAACCUGCCAACGCUGGCGCGAACACUGCCCUCAAGCCCUCGAACGCUCGUCAGUCAAAACGUCUCUUUGUUCACGGCAUUCCUUCUACUUCUACCGAGGACAACAUCAUCGAUUUCUUCAACCUUCAGCUCAAUGGUCUCAACAUCGUCAAGGGUAUGGACCCCUGUCUUUCUGCCCAGAUUUCACCCGAACACGACUUUGCUCUGUGUGAAUUCAAGACUCCUGAGGACGCUACAACUGCUCUAGCCCUUGAUGGCAUUUCGAUGGGUGACGACUCUGCCAACGGCUCGUCCAACGGAAGACCUACUGGUCUGCAAAUCCGCCGUCCCAAGGAUUACAUCGUCCCUGCCGUUACAGACGAGAGCGAACAGGUUGAGGGCAUUGUUUCUGAAAAUGUUCCGGACACUCAGAACAAGCUUAGAAUGACCAACAUCCCCACAUUCAUCGAGGAUGCGCAAGUUAGGGAACUGCUCACCACUUUCGGAGAGCUCAAGUCAUUUGUCCUUGCCAAGGACACUUCCUCUGGUGCAAGCCGUGGCUUUGCCUUCUUCGAGUACAUGGACCCUACAAAGACCGACGAAGCUGUCACUGGCUUGAACGGCAUUGAGUUGGGCGAUGGUGCGCUUAGAGCUGCGAGAGCUGCUGUCGGUGUGCAACAGGUCGGUGGUGACAUGAGCGUAAACGCCAUGAGCAUGCUUGCUGGUACCACAAGCGCAGACGUCGAGCAAGGUCGCGUGCUUUGCCUGUUGAACAUGGUCACAGCAGAGGAGCUUCUGGAUAACGAUGAAUAUGAAGAAAUCGUUGAAGACGUCAAAGAAGAGUGCAGCAAGUACGGAUCUGUUGAGGAGAUGAAGGUACCCCGUCCUUCUGGUGGUAGCAGACAGUCCAACGGUGUCGGCAAGAUCUACGUCAAGUACGACAACAACGAGUCUGCACAAAAGGCUCUUCGUGCUUUGGCCGGUAGGAAGUUCGCCGACCGCACUGUGGUCGUCACCUUCUUUGGCGAGGAAUACUUUGAUGUUAACGCAUGGUAAAUUAACGAAAUUUGAUACCUGGAAGUUAUUGGCAAUCUUGCGACGUGCUCUUUCCGAGACGUUUUGGCAUGCAAAAGCAAGGAUCUCAUUGUACAAUAGGAAGAAAGUGAAUGGCUCAAGUCACUCAGUAGUAGCUGUUGCUUGCAAAAGCCUUUUGCGUAUUUAUUGUUCCAAAACUCCAAACUUGAUUUCUUUUCUU
Molecule: messenger RNA, 1988 nt
Organism: Aureobasidium subglaciale EXF-2481
Lineage: Eukaryota; Fungi; Ascomycota; Dothideomycetes; Dothideales; Saccotheciaceae
Exons: 5
Coding region: 86-1789 (567 amino acids)
Biological process (GO): mRNA processing
Cellular component (GO): U2AF complex; nuclear speck; U2-type prespliceosome
Molecular function (GO): pre-mRNA 3'-splice site binding; poly-pyrimidine tract binding
Source: RefSeq, a predicted model, not a curated record